CAGCCCGCAGCGAUCUCCAUCUCUCAGGCGGCUGGGCCGGUGUUAGUCAGGGUGGGCCCGGCCUCGGAGCACAGCCACAGAACCCUAUUACAGCCAUUCAUUUCACCCGGAGCACGAUGUCUCACCGAGAGGACCGGUCAAUGUAAGUAGAUUGCAUCGAGGCGUAUCAAUAAUUAACUGGGUCAAUUUCAGCACAAGGAAACACCAGAUUUGUUAGAUGGAAAUGUCUUACUUGGCCCAUGAGGUUGAGCUGAGCAAGCGUCAUGAGGAAAUAUUAGGCUUGAGAACCACACUUCUUCAGCAAAUGGAAAACCAACUUGAAAGUCAAGCAAAUAAGAAAAAACUGCAAACUAUUGAAUUAAAGUCAGCUAAUGAAAGAAAUAGAUUGCUUUUAAGAGAUUUGGGAAUAGCUGAGGAAAACUUAAAAGCGAGGGCGGAUACACAUUUGCAUCCUUCUUUUAUCACUCUCAAGACUAAAUACUGGACAUUUGUUGAAGAACAUUUACCGAAAUGGGAACAGUUUUUACUGGGUCAAGCAGAGAGUCCCGUUGAAGUGACAAAUUCAAAGCACAAAAAAUCACAGAAGGAAAAACCUCAAGAUAACGUUACCAUAGAAAAUAGUAAUUUGCCGCCAUUACCAUCUACUUUCAAGACACCAUCUCUAUCUCCGCAUUCCAAAAAACAAAAAAGAACAAAGGUUUCUAGAAAAAAAGAUGGAUAAUCUGCAAAGUACUUUUGUUAAGAAUUAAAGUUUAAGAUUUGUUAGACAUACCUAUUAAUUAAAUAAAUCAUGUGGGUUUUUU
Messenger RNA from Hemiscyllium ocellatum (epaulette shark), 803 nucleotides. RefSeq names its product centrosomal protein 15 (gene cep15). The coding region runs from base 218 to 721 and encodes 167 amino acids. The transcript is spliced from 5 exons. NCBI's taxonomy places the organism in Eukaryota, Metazoa, Chordata, Chondrichthyes, Orectolobiformes, Hemiscylliidae. The record is from RefSeq and is a predicted model, not a curated record.